Molecule: messenger RNA, 1605 nt
Organism: Rangifer tarandus platyrhynchus (Svalbard reindeer)
Lineage: Eukaryota; Metazoa; Chordata; Mammalia; Artiodactyla; Cervidae
Source: the annotation of a GenBank genome assembly
AUGAGCGCCCCAGAUGAUGAGGUGUCUGUUUCGGGACCGGGUUUCGGCUCAGAGUGCGGAGAGCAGACCAGCGGCCUUGAGGCCGGCUCCACAGCCCCGCGGGGACCCGGCCCCGGCCCCGAGCCAGGGGCACCGCGAAGCGGCGAGGGUGAGGGCGGGAAUGGCUUCCCAGACGCUGAGGGCUUCGAGUCAGAGCGGGAGGUGCUGGAAGCGGGAGGGCCUGUGCUGCGGGGCCGCGAAGGCCGGCCUGGCUCCCUGGCUGACGACCAGGGGGACGCCCUGCAGCUGGCUGACAAGUCAGUGGCGGCCAUCCUGCAGCAGCUGACCGACCUGAACCUGCUGGACACCCGCAGAUACCUGUUCCAGGAGAGCUACACGGUUGGUGAAGUGGCUGCUUUCUGGGACCUCGAGGCGUGUCCCCCCAGUCGAGGCGGUGCCCCCCAGAGGUGUGGGGAAACCACACAGGCUGAGGCCAUCCCUCUCCGGGUCGGCGGGCCCAAGGCGGGCCGGGCCUGCAGGAGGGCUAAGAGAGGCACUAAGAGUAGGUUGAACGUGGCUGUGGAUCGCCAGUGUCCUCCCUCAGAAAGCCCAGUGGGGCUGCUGUCUGAUCCCGAGUCCUCUGAUGAGUUCAGUGAGAUAGAGCUGAUGAGGGUGAGCAUUUAUCCCAAAGACGGAGGCCAGGCCAAGCUCAACAGACCCGAGGACCCCGGCAACACACCCAGAUGCUCGAAUAUCCAAGGCAGGGAGGAUCUCCUUAAUGUGUCAGGCACUUGCCUGUCCUUGGCGCCGCCAGGAUUAAUUUCGGUUGUGGAACAGCAGGGCAGGCAGGGCGAUGCAGAGCAGGAGGAUGCCUCUCCCACUAAGAAAAUGCAGAGUGUGCCCUGGGGGAAAGGGGGCAGCCUGCCCAGCUCCCCGAGAGUAGCAUCAGCUCCUGCAGCUGCCGCUACAGGCAGCGGGCCGUGGCCCACUCCUAGGAGGAAGGGGGUCCAAGAGAAGAAAUCCCUUGGGGGCGUCUCCAAACCUGCCGUGGGGAGAACCUUCCCUUCCUGGGGGCAGGGAAUCUCGGCCACUCCCCUGGAACCGGCCACCUUCCCCCCAAUCUCCGGCAUCCCGCUGCUCGGGAAGUCCAAGAAGUAUGCCUUGGUCCUUUGGGGAGCCGAAGAGUCCAAGCACACUGGCGCUGGGAAGAAACCCGUGGCUAGGUGUGCCCGGGGGUCGGUGGCAGCAAUGGCGGUGUCGGGAGAAGAGAAGGACCCAAAUAGAGAUCCAUUCCCAAAGGGCCAACUGACCACUGACAGGCCAGGGCCAUCUUGUCCAUGGGUGCAUCAUGGAGAACCCAGCAGCACCAACCUCAACAACCGAGGCACACAGGCUUCAGGAAACUCAGAGCCCGUGGCCAUGAAGAAGGGAGAAGUCAGGCCCCGAGGGCCUGGCCCCUCAGGUGGCCAGAAACCAAGUGACCAUCCCCCAAGACCGAAAAGGCAGCAGCAGCCACGCGGACGGCAGGGCUGUCCUCGGUGUCUGGUGCUACAGAGAGAAAUAGAUGACCUUAAGGAGCAACUUGCCUCCAAGCGGUACCUGGCUGACAAGUUCCAGAUCAUUUGA